Didymosphaeria variabile is the source of this 630-nucleotide messenger RNA. RefSeq lists its product as uncharacterized. Gene Ontology annotation, cellular component: mitochondrial large ribosomal subunit. The transcript is spliced from 2 exons. The coding region runs from base 1 to 630 and encodes 209 amino acids. The record is from RefSeq and is a predicted model, not a curated record. Lineage: Eukaryota; Fungi; Ascomycota; Dothideomycetes; Pleosporales; Didymosphaeriaceae. Gene Ontology annotation, molecular function: structural constituent of ribosome.
AUGAGUCUACGACAGCACUUCAGAACGGCACAGUCACUGCCGCCGCGGCUGAUAACCUUCUUCGAGAAGUACCCUCCGCCAUCACUCCUAAACUUCUCUGCGCCCGCACCUCCAGCCGCAGAAACCGCGUCCCCAAUCGCGCACGCAGACCCCGUUGCCUCGUCAAUCGCUCCCACAUCCACCCCAGAAGAACCAGCUCUUGGUUCUUUUUCCAUACCCCGCGACAUUCCAGCCGAAGCCCAAGCAGGCCUCCCAUACCCGAACCCCUUCCUCCCGCGCAAAAACCACAUCACCGGUCGCUGGUACGGCCCCGUCUACGGCCUGCGCCAACAAGCCGACCUCGUGAAACUCGCACAGAAACACGAUGUCCUCGAUUUGCUUCCGUGGACGAUAAAGAAGCCCGGCGCGAAGGAACAGAGGCGGAUAGAGAGGGGCUUGCAGGUGAAGGGAACGGGAGAAGGUCAGAAGGUCAAGGGAAAGCUGUGGGAGAGGACGUUGAAGGGGCGAUUGGAGAUGCGGAAGAAGGCUAUGAUGGAGAUGCCGGCUUUGAUCCAGGAAUGGAAGCAGAAGGGACAUGGUCGUGGAUGGAAGAAAUACCCCUCAGGCAAGAAGGGAAAAUUGGGUAUCUAG